AUGGCUGACGAAAAGGGCCCCGUGGGCGCGACAGAGCCGGCCGAGCCGCACUAUGAGGCGGCGCGCGAGUCGACGCCCGUCGAUGAGCUGCACAUCCGCGAGGACGGCCAGCUCGACCUGCCGCGCGGCUGGAAGUACAAGCGCAUCCGCUUCCUCGGCAUGGAGACGUGGUACGCCUCGCCCAAGGUCCAGCUGGGCCUGGUGUCCUUUGUGUGCUUCAUGUGCCCGGGCAUGUUCAACGCCCUGGGUGGUCUGGGAGGUGGUGGCAAGACCGACGCCACCCUCGCCGACAACAUGAACACGGCCCUGUACAGCGCCUUUGCCGUCUUUGGCUUCUUUGGCGGCACCUUCAUCAACAAGCUCGGUGUCAAGUGGACGCUUGCCUUUGGCGGCAUCGGCUACUGCAUCUACGCCAUCAGCCUGCUCGUCUCCGUCCACGCCAGCGUCAGCGGCUUCAACCUCUUCGCCGGCGUCUUCCUGGGUAUCUGCGCCGGUCUGCUGUGGACGGCGCAGGGCACCAUCAUGAUCUCGUACCCCAAUGAGGAGCAAAAGGGCCGCUACUUUGCCUGGUUCUGGGGCAUCUUCAACUGCGGCGCCGUGCUCGGCAGCUUGAUCCCGCUCGGUGAGAACAUGCACACCAAGGGCAACGUCACCGUCACCGACGGCACGUACAUUGGCUUCAUCGUGCUCAUGUUCUGCGGUGCCGUGCUCGCCCUCAUGCUCUGCAACGCCAGCGACAUCAUCCGCCCCGACGGCACGCGCGUCAUUCUCAUGAAGCAGCCCACCUGGCAGACGGAGCUGUGGGGUCUCUGGGAGACGCUGCGCUUCGAGCCCUUUGUCGUCCUCCUGUUCCCCAUGUUCUUCGUGUCCAACUGGUUCUACGUCUACCAGCAGAACGCCGUCAACGGCGCGUGGUUCUCCACCCGCACCAAGGCCCUCAACGGUCUGCUCUACUGGCUGGCCCAGAUCAUCGCCGCCGCCAUCUGGGGCUACCUCCUCGACGUCCAGAACGUGAGCCGCUCGCUCCGCGCCAAGAUCACCUGGGUCGUCCUCUUCGUCCUCACCUUUGCCAUCUGGGGCGGCGGCUAUGCUUUCGAGAAGGGCUACACCCGCGAGAGCGUCGACCCCAAGCUCAACCCCGACUUUGAGCCCAUGGACUGGACGACCCCUGGCUACGUCGGCCCCAUGUUCCUCUACAUCUUUUACGGCUUCUACGAUGCCGCCUGGCAGGCCAGCGUCUACUGGUUCAUGGGCGCCUUGUCCAACUCCGGCCGUCGCUCCGCCAACUACGUCGGUUUCUACAAGGGCAUCCAGAGCGUCGGUGCCGCCGUGGUGAACAACCUGGACGCCCGCAAGCUGUCCUUCAAGGCCGAGUUCAUCAGCAACUGGGCCCUGCUGGGCUCGUCGCUGGUGGUAGCCGCGCCCGUCAUCCUCUUCAAGAUCCGCGACCACGUCGACGUCGAGGACGAUCUCAAGGGCACGGACGAGACCGUGGCGGACGUCCUGCCGCAGGGCCACCCGGAGAAGGCGAUUGCUUAA
This is a messenger RNA of Purpureocillium lilacinum, 1539 nucleotides long. RefSeq lists its product as uncharacterized. Gene Ontology annotation, molecular function: transmembrane transporter activity. NCBI's taxonomy places the organism in Eukaryota, Fungi, Ascomycota, Sordariomycetes, Hypocreales, Ophiocordycipitaceae. Gene Ontology annotation, biological process: transmembrane transport. The record is from RefSeq and is a predicted model, not a curated record.